Gordionus sp. m RMFG-2023 is the source of this 1151-nucleotide messenger RNA. RefSeq lists its product as uncharacterized. The record is from RefSeq and is a predicted model, not a curated record. Lineage: Eukaryota; Metazoa; Nematomorpha; Gordioida; Chordodea; Parachordodidae. The coding region runs from base 1 to 1095 and encodes 364 amino acids. The transcript is spliced from 10 exons.
AUGGAGAUACAAAUAGCAUGUCCCAUAUCUAAUUUACCUAGCAAUAUUAAUAUUUGUCUUAGAAUAAAGUUAUUUUUACAAACAAUAUGGUCUAAUUACUAUAAUUCAACCUUUCCUAUAACAUUAAAUGAAACGUUUACUUUCGAGAAAGUAUCAGCAGCUAUAGAAAAAUCAAGAAAACAUCAAAAUGAUCCUAAAUUUAUGUUAAGAAAUUUAUUAGAACAAUAUUUUACUUUAAAAAAAUUUUAUCCAAACAUCAUAUACAUGGAAAACAGGAAUGGAUUUCUGAAAGUUCAUCCAAAAUUAGAACAUGAGAUAUUUAUUCAAUUUGUGAAUGAGAAUGAUCAUAAUAACUAUAAUUCAGAUCAAACUGUCAAAGUUAUAAAUAUACAAAAAUCAAAGAAAAAAUUAAACCAAAUAACCCCCAAAUCAUCGAUCCUCAAAAUUCACUCAUUGAAGAGACCACCUAUGUUAAAUUAUUUGAAAUCACCCAAAACCCCAUUUAAAUCAAAAUUUCAAAACGUAGCCAGCAGAUUCAAGUGUCCCCAAAAAUGCAAGUGCGAAAAAUGCUUAAAACCAAACGCGAUAGAUCAGAACGUUGUUCGUUAUAAUGAUAAAAAGCAACCAAUCUAUAAAAAUAAGAAUUCGGUUCCAACUCCUUCAACAAAAAAAGUAACGAAAAAGGUGAGUUGGGCCAAUUUGGUCGAUGAUUCAAAUGACUUAAAAAUUGCUGGCCCUGACGAUGUCUUCAAGAGCGAACAAAAGGAUGAAGUUGAAGAGAUGGAAGAACCGCACGACGAAAGAUUUUGUGACAUCUGCCCAUUAUUCAGGAGAUACACGUUAAAACCGUACUGGGCUCAUCACGUAAAUCAUCGUAGUAACGAAAGACGAUACCUUUCGCAAGACCCGAGUCUUUUUAAGGAGGAAACGUUAAACGAACACGCCUUCCCAGACCGAGGGCUUCUUCCAGAUGUUCACAACGAAGGAUACACCUCGACUCUUUCCAAAAAUAUUUCCUUGUUAUCCAAUCUGUCACCGACAACUAUGAAAAGGGCAGAAUUGCAUAGAUUGAUGAAAGAAAUCGAAGAUUCGUAAUAUAUACUUUCGCGGAAUAUAUAUUUUUUUCUUUUCUAUAAUUUAUGUGUUACCGG